Molecule: messenger RNA, 1320 nt
Organism: Phanerochaete carnosa HHB-10118-sp
Lineage: Eukaryota; Fungi; Basidiomycota; Agaricomycetes; Polyporales; Phanerochaetaceae
Exons: 5
Coding region: 142-1308 (388 amino acids)
Source: RefSeq, a predicted model, not a curated record
CGCUUGAUCAUGAUACUGGUCCGCCUCCGCCACCACAUACAGCCGUGGCUAAUCUGCAUUCGGAUAUGCCAGCCUUCGCCUCCGUCAACCAAGGACUCACGAUGUGCAUGCAGAUAGCUUGCACCCUUCCCAACAGCGUCCAUGUGCGACAAGAACAUCGGAGGCGGACCUGGCGUCUCGCCGACUAGGACGCAGGGUCCCACACCUCUUGUCAUCGUCGAAGGUUUCCUUGGAGGGGCAGGGCCCCUCCUGUGGGGAAAUUUCGGAAGUCAUUGUGACUCUGAUUGUCAGUCAGAUGCUGGAAAGCCGCGUAGAAAAGUUAUCUUUGUUAGCAUCGGACCCGUCAGCUCCCUACAUGACAGAGCUUGCGAAUUAUAUUACGCUCUGAAAGGGGGAACAGUGGAUUAUGGUGCUGCACAUGCUCGUGCUAAUGGACACGCACGUUAUGGUCGUCACCACCACGUAGGCCUCUAUCCGGAAUGGUCCUUUGAGAAACCGCUUCAUUUCAUUGGUCAUUCCGUGGCGAGUAUAUUCUCUCCUGUCACAUCCCACAUGUUACUUAUAAUUCGUUUCCACCAGGGUGGACCAACCAUAACCAAGCUGCAAUGGUUGCUGGAUAUUGGAUUCUUCGGGAGGUCGGAGACCCCAAACAUGGUGCUAUCCUUGACGGCAAUAUCAUCGCCAUUUCGUGGCACACAGGUGGUAUAUACGCUCGGGGAACGCACGGAUCAAGCUCCCCGUGUUCGUCCCUUCUCGAUAGGAUCACUACUUACGAAAGGCGUUCAUAUCGCGUCAUAUCUGUCGCCAUAUAUGCCAACAUUCCUCGACAUGCACGCCGAUGCUCGCUCGAUGUCCUACAUGACAACAUCCUUCCGAAAAUUUGUGAUGUCAUUGCGGCAAAGCGAUUGGGGUGAAAGUCGAGACGCAGCUCCCUUUGAUGUGACCUUCGAAGCUGCAGACUUGCGCGAAGCCAAUUUUGAGGGUUUGCCUCAUCCGCAAACAUAUUACAGGAGUUAUGCUGCGCAGAUGGUGCGGACUGCGAAGACGAAUGCAGAUACCGCUAUUCAUGGACACCAUAAACCUUCCAUUCGUUACGCACUACUCAACCUCCCCUUGUUUGCACUCUCUUCCAUCAUGGGCUCGUACAACUUUUCCGCCAUUAAACCGUCUCCGUCCGUUGUCGCCUGCCACAACUCCUACAACGACUUCUAUCGGUCACGGUGGCAUGACUGCGGUGACCAGGCCAUACGAGCCAACGACGGCAUUGUCCCGAUAUUUUCUCAGUGGCAUCCAUUUAAUUGCUCGUAAGUUAAAGGUUUG